AAACAAAUAUAGAGCUUAUCUCAUUCACUUCACCAAAACAAAACUCUCCUCAAUAUAAAGAGAGAGUGUGUGUGAGAGAGAGUCAUACACACACACACACAUACACAAAAAUAGAUAUAGAAGUGUUGUAUAACUAGAGAUACAUAUAUUCUCAAAUAGUGAAGAUGAAAGGUGGGAGAAUGGAGAGUUUGAAGCCAAUAUUGGCGAUCAUAUCACUACAAUUUGGGUAUGCAGGCAUGUACAUUAUCACCAUGGUCUCGUUCAAGCAUGGUAUGGACCAUUGGGUUCUUGCUACAUACCGUCAUGUCGUUGCUACUGUUGUCAUGGCUCCCUUUGCUCUCAUUUUCGAGAGGAAGAUAAGGCCGAAGAUUACACUACCAAUAUUUUGGAGGCUUCUUGCUCUUGGAAUACUAGAGCCCCUUAUGGACCAGAACUUCUACUACAUAGGAUUGAAAAACACAUCAGCAUCGUACACUUCUGCCUUUACCAAUGCACUACCCGCCGUCACCUUCAUUCUCGCCCUCAUUUUCAGGCUUGAGACGGUUAACUUUAGGAAGAUUCAUAGUGUUGCAAAAGUGGUGGGAACGGUAAUCACGGUAGGAGGAGCAAUGAUUAUGACCUUGUACAAAGGUCCGGCCAUCGAGAUUGUGAAAGCCGCGCAUAGUUCCUUCCAUGGCGGUGCUGCUAGCACCGCAACAGGCCAGCACUGGGUCCUAGGAACCUUAGCUAUCAUGGGGAGUAUCUCUACUUGGGCUGCCUUCUUCAUUUUACAGUCAUACACAUUAAAAGUUUAUCCAGCUGAGCUAUCACUUGUAACGUUGAUAUGUGGGAUUGGGACGAUCUUAAACGCGAUUGUUUCGCUAAUAAUGGUUCGCGACGUGAGCGCUUGGAAGAUCGGUAUGAACUCGGGGACACUCGCCGCGGUUUACUCGGGAGUGGUAUGUUCGGGAAUAGCUUAUUACAUACAAAGCAUUGUGAUCAAACAACGUGGCCCUGUGUUUACUACAUCGUUUAGUCCUAUGUGUAUGAUCAUUACUGCCUUCCUUGGUGCCUUGGUUUUGGCUGAGAAGAUUCACCUCGGAAGUAUCAUUGGGGCAGUGUUUAUAGUUCUUGGACUAUACAGUGUGGUAUGGGGAAAGAGUAAGGAUGAAGUGAAUCCAUUAGAUGUGAAAGUUGUAACCAAGGACCAAGAGUUACCAAUCAGUAACGUAGUCAAACAAACGAACGGUCAUGAUGUGUUGGGUGCACCACCAGCUAAUGGUGUGGUGGUGACUAGAGCCUAAUGAUCCAAACCAAACCCCAAAAAAGAGAAGAGAAAGAUACAAAGACAAAGAUCUCAUAUCUCCAUAUAUGAAAUUGGAGUUUGGGAAAUUUUGAUUUAUCUCUUUCUUGUUGUUUUUGUGUUUUUAUUUUACUUUUUUUCUAAUCGCUUAACUUUUUAGUAUCUUUUCUUACUUAUGUAUGUUUUUGUUUUUACUUUUGUGUAUUUUGAAAUUUCCAAAAGCAAAUGAUGAAUGAAUCAUUUGGUAAAAUUACGAGUAAGGAAAAAUAAUAAUAAUAAUAACAAAAAUAGUCAAAUC
This is a messenger RNA of Capsella rubella, 1580 nucleotides long. Its product is annotated as WAT1-related protein At1g44800. The transcript has 7 exons. Lineage: Eukaryota; Viridiplantae; Streptophyta; Magnoliopsida; Brassicales; Brassicaceae. The record is from RefSeq and is a predicted model, not a curated record. Gene Ontology annotation, cellular component: plasma membrane. Bases 165 to 1283 code for a protein of 372 amino acids. Gene Ontology annotation, molecular function: transmembrane transporter activity.